Molecule: messenger RNA, 543 nt
Organism: Helobdella robusta
Lineage: Eukaryota; Metazoa; Annelida; Clitellata; Rhynchobdellida; Glossiphoniidae
Exons: 7
Coding region: 1-543 (180 amino acids)
Biological process (GO): endoplasmic reticulum calcium ion homeostasis
Cellular component (GO): endoplasmic reticulum membrane; cytoplasm; endoplasmic reticulum
Molecular function (GO): calcium channel activity
Source: RefSeq, a predicted model, not a curated record
AUGAUUGCAGACACUAUAUUAAUUGUUGUUAUCUCAAUUGUUACUGCUCUUUUUGGAGAAGGUCUUACAUGGGUUCUUGUUUACAGAACUGACAAAUAUAAAAAACUAAAAAAUGAAGUUGAAAAACAAAGUAAAAAAUUGGAAAAACAAAAAGAAACUGUUGCAAUAGACACAUCUGACAGAAACCAUAAAAAAAAAUUAGAAAGACAAGAAGAAAAGCUGAAAACGAAUAACAGGGACCUUUCGAUGGUGAAAAUGAAGUCAGUGUUUGCUAUUGGAAUUGCUUUUACAGCCUUGCUCAGCAUAUUUGAAGGAAGAGUGGUGGCCAAGUUACCAUUUGUUCCCAUAAGCUGGUUGCAAAAUAUUUCUCACAGGAAUUUGAUUGGAGAGGAUUACACUGAUUGCUCUUUCAUUUUUCUCUACAUACUUUGCACUAUGUCAAUUAGACAGAAUAUUCAGAAAAUGUUGGGUUUCGCACCUUCAAGAUCAGCUAAUAAGCAAAGUAGUGGAUUUUUCUCAUCAUCAGCUCCAAUUGGGAAAUAA